Molecule: messenger RNA, 1219 nt
Organism: Abrus precatorius (Indian licorice)
Lineage: Eukaryota; Viridiplantae; Streptophyta; Magnoliopsida; Fabales; Fabaceae
Product: rho GDP-dissociation inhibitor 1-like
Exons: 5
Coding region: 293-1009 (238 amino acids)
Biological process (GO): Rho protein signal transduction
Cellular component (GO): cytoplasm; membrane; cytosol
Molecular function (GO): Rho GDP-dissociation inhibitor activity; protein binding
Source: RefSeq, a predicted model, not a curated record
GCUUUCUUUGUGUCUUUUCUUGCUGCGAGAGUUAUCUCUCAAUUUUCUAUUCUAUGCAGUUUUUACCUUUGUGGGAUUCUUUGACCCACUUCUUUCUUUCUUCCAAGACUUUUUUUUUCUGAACCCAAGGUACCCUUUUUCUUUUCCCAUUCUCGUUCUGUGGAAGAUUCUACCAAGUGGGUUUUUACCUUCCCUUCUAUUCUCUUUCUGCGUGUCACGGUCUUUGUCUUUUUAUCUGUAUUGAUGGGUUGUUGAUGUCUCUUGCCAUUGGAGUGGUUUUGAAUUCUGAAGCAUGGGUUUGGAUGACAAAGUCAAAGACAAUGAGAGUGCAGAGGAUGAUACCUCAAGCGUGCACGUGGGAAAAACUGCCACUGAUGAAGAAAGUGGUGAUGAAGGGAGAGGGAACCUUAGCAGACACAGGAGUGAGAGUUCCAUGGCUGCCACCGAAGAUGAAGAUGAUGAGGAGGAGAGGAAGAUUGAAUUGGGUCCUCAGUGCACGUUAAAGGAGCAACUCGAGAAGGAUAAGGAUGAUGAGAGCUUGAGGAGGUGGAAGGAGCAACUUCUUGGAAGUGUUGACAUAAAUUCUGUUGGAGAAACUCUGGAGCCAGAUGUGAAGAUCCUUAGCCUUGCAAUAAAGGCUGCUGAUAGACCUGACAUUGUCCUUCCAAUACCAGAGGGAGGAAAUCCCAAGGGUUUGUGGUUUACCUUGAAAGAAGGUAGCCGUUACAGGCUGAUGUUCGCUUUCCAAGUGGAAAAUAACAUCGUUUCAGGUCUCAAAUACUCCAACACUGUGUGGAAAACUGGUAUCAAAGUUGAUAGCACUAAAGAAAUGAUUGGAACCUUCAGCCCCCAAGCAGAGCCUUACACACAUGAGAUGCCUGAAGAGACAACACCAUCUGGGAUGUUUGCUAGAGGGACAUAUUCCGCAAAAAGUAAGUUUGUUGAUGAUGACAACAAGUGCUACUUAGAGAUCAACUACACUUUUGAUAUCCGAAAGGACUGGCAGUAGGAGUCAACAAAUUUCUCCUUCAGUGAUAUGUUCAAUCCCAAAUCGUUGUUAUUUGUGCUGAAAUCUCUUUCAGUGUUUACUUGCUUCUUUUUUAUUGUUUAUUUAUUUCUAAUCCUGUCUGAGACUGGUAAUUUUAACAAUGAUGAGAGGAUUUAGAGGAUGAAAUUGGUAUUCAUUUGAUAGAUAGUUUUGUCAAUAAAAUUGAGUUUU